UCACAACUAUAAUUUUCUAGUCACAGCUAUUGCGUAAACUCUGUAAGCCGGUUUCGAAAAAGUGUGGUAUUUUUCUUCAACAGAUUAGUUCAGCUACACGAGAGGGAAUAUGUGAUUUUAGGGAAAACCAAGUGAUUAUUGUGAUUACAAAGUUUAAAAAUGUGCAAUAAGCUCUAAUCAUCAAUGUGCUGGCAAAAUGGCUCAAGAUUUCCGCAACCUCAUCUGGGAUUAUUUGGUGUUUGUUGGUUUAAUUUUAGCGACUAUAUCAGUUGCGGUGUAUUCGAAAUUUUGCGGUGUUAAAGAAAAAACAAAGGCCGAUUAUGUGUUUGCUCUUGGAAAAGUGUCUGUGUUUGCCAUGAUGUUGAGUAUAGCCAGAGGAAAUCUUGGAGUUAGAUCAGUCAUAGGUUAUCCCUCCGAGUUAUACUACAGGGGAGCCACAAUGUGGGAAUCACUAUACGGCAUACUCCUAGCGUAUCCAAUAGUCUGCUUUGUGUUUGUUCCUAUCUACUUCAAUUUAGGUGUAACUUCUGUCUACCAAUAUCUGGAUUUAAGGUUCAAAUCUCGACUAGUCAGAUGCCUGGCAUCAGGAACAUUUAUAAUGCGGCAAUUUUUACUACAAGGAGUGACUAUUUUUACGCCAUGCGUCGCUAUUAGGACUGUUAUUGGGUUGCCUUACUGGGUGUCCAUUUGUAGCAUUGCUUUAAUCAGUAUCCUGUUUAAUAUAUUGGGAGGUCUAAAAGCUGCUAUAUGGGCGGAUGUACUUCAAAGCGUAACAAUGGUUGUAGUUAGCGUCGCUAUAAUUAUUUAUGGAUGCAUUGAAGCAGGAGGUGUCGGCAACGUCAUUGAUAUAAACAAAGCUAAUGGACGGUUGGAGUUUUUCAAUUUUAACACAGAUCCUAGUAUAAGAGUAACAACCAUUUCAGCAGUCGUUGGACAAUUAUUCAUGUCUCUGUCAAUCCUUGGUUGCCAGCAGAGCUUCGUACAACGUUAUUGUAGUAUGGAAUCACAAAAACAGGUGACAAAGACCCUAAUGUACAACAUGCCAGUAAUAACGGUACUAUUCAGCCUGUCAUGGGUAGUAGGGAUGGUAAUCUACGCCGUGUACGAACAUUGCGAUCCCCUGUCGUACGGUUACAUCAAAAACUUGGACGAAAUUCUGCCGUUUUACGUCGAAGAUCGAUUCAGCUUCUUUCCAGGCCUGUUGGGAUUGUUUAUGGCCACUCUUUUUAAUGGAGCACUUAGUUUAAAUGUAUCAAUAGUAAACUCCUUGGCGACUGUAACUUUUGAAGAUUUUCUGAAACCGUUACCAGCUAUGAAGGGAUUGAAGGAUUCGUAUGAGCUGUGGACGAUCAAGACGAUUGGAGUGGUUUACGGUUUAAUCAUUAUGGGUAUGAGUUUUCUAGUCAGUAUGUUGGAUGGGGUUAUAGAAGCUUCGAUGCUAGUAACUUCUGUUACUUCUGGACCUUUGUUGGGAGUGUUCGUACUGGCUAUGUUGGUUCCUAUUGCCAAUAGUAAGGGUGCCUCGUUCGGAGUGAUACUCGGCCACUUGAUUACGUUCUGGAUAGCAACAGGAGCAUUUAUUAUUGACAAACCUCCGACGCCUUAUUUGCCGCUGAAGACCGACGCCUGCAACGAAACAUAUUUUAGCCGUCACAUUUACGGGCCGGAAAAUUUUAAAGCAAUUCCCGUACCUGCGUAUCAAUAUAAUUAUUCGAAAAUUUAUCAAGAAGAUCUUUCGAAGUCUGAAAACCCAUUGUACUCAUUGUACUCAAUCACUUACAUGUACUACACCUGCAUCGGCUGCUUUGUAACGGUAUUUUUUGGAUCUCUAGUAUCAUAUUUUACAAGAAGUGACACGGACAAAUGUAGCGAGGACCUAAUUCAUCCCUGGAUUUGGAAAUUAGCCUACUUUUUGAAUAGAAAGGGCAGCUACGAUAUGAAAGACGGUGAUAAGAACCACGGUGAUACUUCGACUGGAAUCUGAAACUGAAAUAAUAAAUAUUAAGAAGUGAGGUGGAAUACCUACAAUUGGUAUCAUUCUAGAGUAAAUAAAGCUAGUCCAAUCGUCAUAUAUGUGUGUGCGAUAUACGUCAGCAAUUUUAAAAUGUGUCCCUAACCUAAUUCCUUCAACUUUAACGCGUGAUCCAGAAAAAAUGGUUUUAAGGUAUCCAGAAAUACAAGUCAUAUAUGUGAUAAUUACACAUAACUAAAUUAAAUUGUAAGCAAAGACAUGUUUAAUUUUCUCUAAGGUCUACUUUAGAGACAUUUUUUGAUGAUCACUUCAUACUUGGGUUUCAGUUAUAGUGUCAUUUUAAUUGUUUUGUUAUCUUCGUAAAAUAUGAGACACAUAUGAGUUAACCUGCAAUAAAUUUUGGAGCAAUAUUUUUAGUUUGAGUCCACAUCACACUUAAAAGAGAAUUGUGUUCAACAUAAAAGUUAUCAAGUUUUUUUAUAAUCCAAUAAAAGAAGAUAUAAUUAAAUAGGACCGUGUUUCCUUAUUUUAACAGUUUCUAGUGUUUUUUCAUAAUCUAUAAGAUAAAUUUGACGUAUUUUGUUGGGAUUCUGAGUUUUUUGUUACUAGCUGUCAAUAAUUUUGAUAAACAAUUUUUAAAUUCGUAAAGUCAAGACGAAGAACAACAAAAAGAAAUGUAAACCGUCUUUAUACAGAAACAUCUGGUAUUUAAAUUCUGUGAAAUUUUCUCAACAAUUUUUAUAAAAAUUGACUAAAAAAUGCUAGGAACAAAUAUUAACAAUAAUAAACAAAGGAUAAAUGUUUAUCCAUAUUUGUCUAGGAGGGAUAAUUUGUUCUUUUUCAACUUAGUUUAACAUUUUGGAAUAUUUAUCUAAAGAUCUAUUUAUGAGUUUGGUAUCUAAUCAAUUCCUAGGUAUUUAACAUAGAGGGUUUGGUUUAGUUGGUGAAAAUUUGUUUUAUGAAAUAAUAAUUAUCUUGUUUUGACUGAUUAUGAAAUAAGAUAAACUUUGUUUGCACGCUUAUGCCUGUAGCAAUUUGUUUACUCUACGGUGAUGCGGAAGGAACUAGAUAGGUAUAUUGAAAUGUAAAUAAGAAUGAAUAUUUUUGAGUCAAUUUAGUUGGAGUUAAAAUUUUAUGUACCAAGUUUCAAAGAAGUCACUUUUACACAAUACUGCAGUUUAGAUUUUUGUGAAUUUCAGUAGAGUAAUAGCCGAGAAUCUUCGUUUUUUUUUUUUAAUAAACUUGUUUUAUUAUUUUUUUUCUACGUUCAUGCAAAAAACAAAACUUUAUUGAACUAUAUUUAGUAAAAAGACUGGUUCUUUAUUGCACUAGUGCAAUAAAAAUUUUAUUGCACGCAUCUCUCAUUUUACUACAGCGUUUUAUGAUCAUGAUAAACAUAAAUAUUUAAAUUGACGCCAAAUAUUUAGUCCAUUUUCAUUUUUUGUGAGAUUGUAUUACUUUGUAAAAAAUAUUAAUAUUGAAAAUUGUACAAUUACUUUUAAUAUUAGUGGCAAAACAACGUUUAAGCUUAAUUAUUGUUCAUAACACAGUUGUUCCUAAAGUUUUGGUUAAAUUAUUUUUCUUAACAUAGUUAUAGUACUUUUUCAAUGUUAAUCGAUGCUAAUUAUUAGUAAUUAAAUAUUUUGCUUUUAAAUUAUGCUUUUUAUUCUUCUGCACUUGGUGUCGCCUAAAUAAAACAUUUUUUGGUUUUUGCAUGAACGUAGAAAAAAUAUUGUAUGCAACUCGUGCAAAAAGAGUUUAUUGCACUUCUUGCAUAAAUAAACUAUUAAUGAUUUCAUUAAUGUUUUUAUAAGACGAUAUUUAAACUACCUAUUCACUAUUGCCAAAAAUGUAAGUGAAAUAAAUGUACACGUAAUCAAAUUUUUAUAAUUCUUAAUAAAUUAUAUAUUUUUUUAUUAAAAUU
Molecule: messenger RNA, 3896 nt
Organism: Psylliodes chrysocephalus
Lineage: Eukaryota; Metazoa; Arthropoda; Insecta; Coleoptera; Chrysomelidae
Source: the annotation of a GenBank genome assembly